This is a messenger RNA of Polyodon spathula (Mississippi paddlefish), 2362 nucleotides long. Its product is annotated as putative GPI-anchored protein pfl2. The record is from RefSeq and is a predicted model, not a curated record. Bases 24 to 1205 code for a protein of 393 amino acids. The transcript has 3 exons. Lineage: Eukaryota; Metazoa; Chordata; Actinopteri; Acipenseriformes; Polyodontidae.
CUACAUCUAUCCCUGUGACCACUAUGGAAACACUGCCCACUCUCCACUCUACAGAUACAACCACUCUGACUACAUAUACUCCUGUGACCACUGUAGAAACAUUGCCCACUCUCCACUCUACAGACACAACCACUCUGACUGCAUCUGUGCCAGUCACCACUAUGAAUAUAGUGGCUACCCUUGACUCUACAGAUACCAUGCUGAGUCCAGUUAUGAAUACAACCUCCUUUACUACAUCUGGGCCAGUAAGCACAACUCCUCUGAGUUCAGCUGUGAAUACACUGCCUGCCCUUGUCUCAAAAGAUAUUACCUCUACCAUAACCACUACACAACUGACAAAUAACACAACUACACCAUUUACAAACAUAACAAGUUCUUUGGUCAACACAUCACUUCUUGUCCUUGCAACCACAACAAAUGCAUCUCUGCUAAACAGUGCUGUUAAUGAUAUAGAGACAAAGUCCUCUGCAAGCACAUCUUCGGUUGUACCAGCCUCGUCAGCUCUUACUUCACCUGUCCCAGUCAUGACCACAACUACAGUGCCUGCACCUGACCCUACAAAUACCAUCCCCCUCACUACAAGAGUGGCAGACGUGACCAAUUCUACAGCAACUACCACUGCGACUAGUAAUCAGCUGACUGUGGCUAAUAUCACCACAGUGACUGCUGCACUAGCAGGAAGACUGCCUAUAACUAGUCGUACGACGACCAGACUGCUACAUAAUGCAUCUCUUGUCACUACAGCUGUGACAUUACCAGCUGCUGAUGCAAUCACAGCAAUUCAAGAUUCAGUUACUACAGAGAAAACAACCUGGACUUCAUCUGCAUCAGCAGCGAUCCUGACAACAACCCCCAGAGUAACAACAAGGCAGAGUGUGACAAACAACAAAUCAACAGCACAAGCAGAGCCCUCAGCGAGUACAACCACAGAGGCUACAAAUCAGAUUCCUAAAGUAACAGUAAAACAACUGGCAGACCUUUCCACAGCCCAAAGUGAGCCAGCAAAAGAAAAGGCAGCAAACAGCCUGGCACAGCCCACAGGCACUCAGAUGCAUGUUUUAAGAAUGAAUGUGUCCCUCCUCGCUUCUACCAUAAUAAAUAAUGAAACAGUAGAAAAAGCUAUGGAAUAUCUAAAAAACAUCAUGCAAGAUCAUUUCAAAGAUGAACAUUGCACAUUUAGGAUUCUGAAAAUACAGAAGAAAUGAAUAUAUACAUGUUUUAUUCUCCUUAUGAAUCUGCAACUCUUGACAAAAUCUACAUAUUUUUGGAAGCUUGGCAACAAAUCAAGGCCACUUUCUUUAUGAGUUAAUGUGGAGCAGAAUGCAUUAUUCAUCUGUUUAUCUUAAAUCAGUAUUCAUGUAAUCUAAUAUUUGAAUGUACUAAACAUUCUUACUAACUAUUCCAGCUGGUUUUCUGAAGUGAGGUAGAAUAUUAGUGUUGCUCUGUGUACAAGCCCACAGGUGAAGCAUUCUGCACUGAAGCCUGUGCAACACUUAUAUCGUUCUCCACCUUACUACCCCCAAGAAACAGCCUUUUCAGAAGCCAUCUUGCUGGAAUAGUUAGUAAGCUUGGCAAAACACUGACCUAAUAAAAAACAGCAACAGAUGGUAGCCGUACAGAAAAAACAAUAGGAUAUUAAACCAUUAAGAAAUGCUGUAUCAGGGGAUUUAUUGGAUUAGGACCACUGGUUGAUGUUUAGCACUAAAGACUGACGUUUCAUCAUAACACAUGAAAACAUGCAGUAUACCCAUUGCUUUAUGCUGUAUGAAUAUGAACAUGUUUAGCCUUUAUUUGAUUUUAAAAAAGUAUUUCUAAUUCUUAAAACUGGUGAUUAUUCACAUUGUUAAAUGCAUCAUUCUGUGUGUGAUUAUAUCUGCUAUAUGGAUGUGAGUGUAAGAGCACCUCUGUAAUUUGUAAUCUGGGUGGGUUAUAAAUACAUGCAAUACAUUAAAUACUGGAUUAUUAACAUAUCUUUACUGUACAUAUCAGCACUACAUUUCUUUUACAUUUUUAUUUCCAGUCCACUUUUGAGGAGUUGUAUAAAUGUGUAGGGAACCUGCAACAACCUUCUGAUACUGUUCAAUACAAAGCUGUUCUCACCACUACAAACUCGGGUUCAACAGGUAACUAGGCAAGACAGGCAAACCUUUCUGAUAACGUGUCUCUUUACAUUUCCAAUAUCAAUAUCAGUUUUUGGUGCAAGUAUCAUAAUGACCCUUUUCAAGAUCACCAAGCAGUAAAAACGUUUAAAAAGAAGACACCGAUUUAUUAUUUUGAUUAGCUGAUGUACAAAACCAGUUUGAAUUUAAACAAAGAUGUUGCUGUGGCACUUCUUGGAUGUACUUAGUAGUAAAUACUGGUG